AUGGGAAAUUACCAAAGCCAUAAUCCCAGAGCCGGCCACGGCACACAGCCUUAUCAUGCUGGGCAUGUUCGGAGUAGUAUCGGUCAGAGAAGAACGAAUGGGAAAUCACUUCUCGGUACUCUUGCAGCCGCCGCCUUGCCUGCCUUCUUAUCGAAUAACCCCCUACCAAAUGGGUACCCUUGGAGUCACCUGUCCCCUAACACCGACUACUACCACGAGGUCCCGUAUACGGGUGUCAUAAGAUGCUACGACUUUACCAUCUCCCGCGAUGUCAUUGCCCCAGAUGGGUAUCUCAAGCCCGUUCUUCUGGUCAACGGAGGCUUCCCGGGCCCCCUGAUUGAGGCCAACUGGGGCGAUACAAUACAGGUCACCGUACGAAAUAACAUCACGUCUCCCGAAGAGGGCACUGCCCUCCAUUGGCACGGCUUUCUACAAAAGGGCACCCCUUGGGAGGAUGGCGUCCCUGCAGUGACCCAGUGCCCGAUUGCCCCCGGGAAAGAGUUCACGUAUACGUUCCAGGCUGACAUGUACGGGACUACAUGGUACCAUUCUCAUUAUUCGGCGCAGUACGCUGGAGGUCUGAUCGGACCCAUGGUAAUUCAUGGUCCGCAAAUUGCAGAGUAUGAUAUUGACCUGGGUCCAGUCAUGUUGACUGAUUGGUAUCAUGAGGACUAUUUCACGCUGGUGGAGCAAACGAUGGCCGUCAACUCUACGCCCGUAUUUGCGGACAACAACCUGAUCAACGGCAAAAUGAACUUUGACUGCGCCAGUGCCAAACACGGAGACAGAGCACCUUGCGUAAAUGAUGCUGGUGUCUCCCAGUUCCGGUUUGAGAAGGGGAAGAAGCAUCUGCUCCGAUUGAUCAACGCCGGCGCAGAAGCUUUGCAGCAUUUCUCGAUCGACGGCCACACCAUGACGGUGAUCGCCAAUGACUUUGUACCAGUCCAACCUUACGAAACCAAAGUUGUCACCUUGGGGAUUGGUCAACGAAGCGACGUCAUUGUCGAAGCGAAUGGCGAGCUUGACGCAUAUUACAUGAGGAGCAACAUCUCCAAGAUAUGCAGCCUGGCAAGGAACCACGACGCUUUAGCAGUGAUUUACUACGACGACGCCGAUACGUACAGCGAACCCAAGUCUGAGGCAUGGGACAUCCAGGAUCCAGGCACAUGUGCCAACGAUGAUCUCGAAAUGACCGUUCCUUUCAAAGAGUUGGCCCUGCCUGAGCCUGAUUUGACAUAUGACAUGGAAGUCAAGCUCUUUGUCAACGGAUCCGGCAUCAAGUUGUGGUCUCUGGACGGAGUGACGUUUCGGGGGAACUACAAUAGCCCACCUUUGCUGUUGGGCAUCUUGGGGAACUAUACCUUUGACGAGGAGUGGAAUGUCCGGCGCACAGGAAACGCCAGGAGCGUCAGGGUGAAUGUCAUCAACCACACCCCCGUUGCACACCCGAUGCACCUACACGGCUUCGACAUGUACGUUCUUCACGAAGGACUCGGUCCUUGGGAUGGGACUAUAGUGAGGCCUUCGAACCCGCAACGGAGAGAUGUCUUCCAAGUUCGUCCCAAUGGACACCUUGUCAUGCAGUUCGACGCAGGUGAGAACCCGGGCGUGUGGCCUUUCCAUUGUCACAUUGCGUGGCACGUGAGUGCGGGCUUCUUCGUGCAGUUCCUUACUGGCGAGGACAAGGUUAGAGGCAUGAAGAUUCCGGCGGUUGUGGCGGAGACGUGUCGUGAAUGGGCAGCGUGGACAGGAGAGAACAUCCCGGAGCAGAUCGACAGUGGGCUUUGA
Messenger RNA from Emericellopsis atlantica, 1788 nucleotides. Its product is annotated as ascorbase and Cu-oxidase. Gene Ontology annotation, molecular function: oxidoreductase activity; copper ion binding. The transcript is spliced from 3 exons. The record is from RefSeq and is a predicted model, not a curated record. NCBI's taxonomy places the organism in Eukaryota, Fungi, Ascomycota, Sordariomycetes, Hypocreales, Bionectriaceae. The coding region runs from base 1 to 1788 and encodes 595 amino acids.